ACAAUGCCUAUAUAAAGGGAACCCCUCCCUUAUCGAUCUUCACUCACAAAAACACAAGCAUUACUGUCUCAUAUAUACAUAUACGCAUAUCUAUAUAUAUACCAUGCUUAAUUAUAUAUAUAUAUAGGCAGACUGAGUCACUGAGGGAGGGUACAUUUUGAAACUGCAAAAGAUGGCUAGUUCUUCAAAGCUGAUCAUAGCUGGGGCGUUCUUGGCUUUGCUCCUUUUGGACGUUGCUUUUGCUGCUAGGGUACCUAAGGGGGUGCUGAACGGAAGUGGAGGUGGAGGAGGAGGAGGAGGAAGUGGUGGUGGUGGUGGUGGAGGGUCAGGUGGGUAUGGAUCAGGGUAUGGGUCAGGAUCCGGAUACGGGUCUGGUGGUGGAAUAGGAGGUGGUGGAGGUGGUGGUGGUGGUAGAGGAGGAGGAGGAGGAGGUGGAGUGGGUGGUGGAUCCGGGUAUGGGUCUGGGUAUGGAUCUGGAUAUGGAAGUGGAUCCGGAUAUGGAAGUGGUGGUGGUGGAGGAGGAGGAGGAGGCGGGGGCGGGGGCGGGGGUGGAGGUGGAGGUGGUAACGGUUCCGGAUAUGGUAGCGGAUAUGGGUCGGGUUAUGGGAGCGGGUACGGAGGUGGAUCAGGAAGUCAUCAGUGGCCAUGAAACAAUAUUUACAUGAGGUUCUUUCUUUCAGUUAGCAAAAUAUAAAAAUAUUCCAUCUAAUAAAGCAUGGACUUUCAGUGUGCAUGCAAAGUAUAUAAACGUAUUGUAGUUACUUUCCUGCAUGAAACUAUGAAAGUUGAGUUUUGUGUCUAUUAUUCUAUAUAACAUGGAUCACUGAUCAUUGUAAUUCCCAGUACCGUCUAAUACACCAAUAAAUUAGUUAAAUUAAGGUACUCUUUUUAAUUCAAGACGUGCUGAGGUUGCUGUUUCUCAUU
Tripterygium wilfordii is the source of this 924-nucleotide messenger RNA. Its product is annotated as putative glycine-rich cell wall structural protein 1. The record is from RefSeq and is a predicted model, not a curated record. The coding region runs from base 173 to 649 and encodes 158 amino acids. NCBI's taxonomy places the organism in Eukaryota, Viridiplantae, Streptophyta, Magnoliopsida, Celastrales, Celastraceae. The transcript has a single exon.